This is a messenger RNA of Acanthoscelides obtectus, 214 nucleotides long. The record is from the annotation of a GenBank genome assembly. NCBI's taxonomy places the organism in Eukaryota, Metazoa, Arthropoda, Insecta, Coleoptera, Chrysomelidae.
GCUUAACCCAUUCGCAGCAUUGUUCCAAAAUUGGAACACGCGAUAUUUUGGGAUGUAGUUGAAUAGAUGGAGGCACAAGUAUUAAUCAGAACCAUUGUUAGCAAUUCACAGCAUCGGGAGCACCUGUUUUCAGUAAACUUUUUAGGUUAUUUUAUUUUUAAAACAAUUUUUUGUGUUAUUACUGGCGCGUAAACAAUACAAACUGCUGAAAAAU